UUGACCAUGACCAGUUUGACGUUUUAAAACAGAUUUGUUUUGUAGUUUUCUUUAUAUUUUUUAUUUUUUAAUAAAACAUAUAUUUUAACACCAAGAUUUAAAUAAAAUUUCUUAAAAUGUCAGCAGAUAAUCACAGUAAAUGUAGAAUUUGUUUAAAUAUGGACAACGAAUUAAAUAUGAAUCCCUGUUUUGAUGUAAAUGUAGAUCAAAUUUGUCUGGCAUCAGUUUUUACAAAUAUCACAGGGAUAAAGAUAGAAGACUGUGAAUAUUUUCCUAAGAAAUUAUGUCAAUCGUGCACGACAAGUAUAAUCAGCUUUAAAAAAUUUCUGGCAGUCUUUCAUGAAACUAAUGCAAGGCUGAAAAAUCAAAUAUGCAAGAUAGAAGAUGGUUUUGAAAUAUCUGAUGAUGGUAACAGCAAUUUUGGUAAUUUUGAAAUAUAUAAGAACGAUGGCGAUUGUGAGAUAUCAGAGAGCGAAAUCCGUGAUGUGAAAAAAUGUUAUAAUGGUAAUAGUGAUAAAGAUGAAAAACAAAAUGUGGCUUCCAAUAUUAAAGAAGAAAUAAAGUCAUCUAUUGAAGUUCCACAACAGAAAAACAAACUGCUGCCCAAACAGCAUGAGCCACUAAGUGAAGAAUAUAAAACAAUACCGUCUUUUAAAUAUACCUGUCAUUGUGGGGACUGUUUUUUAUAUAAACCUGGGUUUCGUCAACAUAUGCUAUCUAGACAUGACAUAUUAUUAGAUGAAACAGACUUUGAUAGAUAUUCCGAAGAAAUUGAAGUUAAAAUCCCUAUUGGUUUUCCAGAAUUUGUUGAAUCUAAAGUUAUAGUGAAGAAAAAGAAAAUGCAGUGUCGUAUCUGUAAUAUCAGAUUCUUAACCAAAGCAGAUGUAAAGGCACACGAAGAUAUUCACAAGACGUUCGUCUGUGACCAGUGUGGAGCAGCUUUUUUGUAUAAAAACUACCUCGCUGAUCAUUUACGUGUCCAUUCUGAAGAAAGACGCUACACAUGUCAUAUCUGCCAGAAGAAAUUCAAGCACAGAUACACCUACGCCGUCCAUAAGAGAUCCCAUGAAAUUACGAGGAACUUUGUUUGUGAAACGUGUGGUGCGUCUUUUAAAACGGAAGGAACGAUGCGGACCCAUAUACAUAUCAAACACAGUGACAUUAGGAACUACUCGUGUCCCAGCUGUAAUCUUUGUUUUAACUUAAAGUCCACGUUGGACAAGCAUUUUAUGCGAAAGCAUACUCCAGAUAGGAAAAAAAGUUUUGUGUGUAGUAAGUGUGGGGCCGCGUAUUUAAAUAAUAGUACGUUGAAGAGACAUGUUGCUGAGAAGCAUUUAGGGAAGGCGAAAUGUUUUCCGUGUACUAUUUGUGAAAAUAAAAUGUAUGUAGUGAAAAAAGGACUGCAGUCGCACAUGUUGAAAAAGCAUGGAAUCGCGGUUGAUCAGAAUAUUUAAUAAAUAUCUCAUUUUAUUUA
Molecule: messenger RNA, 1474 nt
Organism: Diabrotica virgifera virgifera (western corn rootworm)
Lineage: Eukaryota; Metazoa; Arthropoda; Insecta; Coleoptera; Chrysomelidae
Product: gastrula zinc finger protein XlCGF26.1
Exons: 2
Coding region: 117-1454 (445 amino acids)
Biological process (GO): regulation of transcription by RNA polymerase II
Cellular component (GO): nucleus
Molecular function (GO): RNA polymerase II transcription regulatory region sequence-specific DNA binding; zinc ion binding; DNA-binding transcription factor activity, RNA polymerase II-specific
Source: RefSeq, a predicted model, not a curated record